ACACAGUUUUUUAGUCCAUGUAUUGAAAUUCAUAUUAUCAAAUUUGUUCUUCAAUUCUUGAUUGAUGUGAUUCAAAUUCAGCUGCGGUAUUUGAAUUGGGAUUUGCAGCAGAUGCAAUCAUGCAAGCGGAGCUGGCAAGCCUCAUAAGCCGAACUCUACUCGUAGCGUCGAGCCGUGGUUGGACGCCGUCACACGAGAAGACGCUACAUCAACUCGGCUGCCGCCACUCACUGACCCCCGUCGUCGUCGCCCGAGUCAUCGACCCCUUCCUCCUCAACCAACACUCUCUCGCUUCCGGAUUCUUCAAUUGGGCAUCCCAGCAGCCAGGCUUCUCCCACACCUCCGACACCUACCAAUCCCUCCUCAAAUCCCUAGCCAUUUCCCGCCAAUUCAACUCAAUCGAUAAGCUUUUAAAGCAAAUCAGAGCACAGAGGGUUUCCUUGCACCCCCGCGUUUAUCGCUCCGUCAUUACUUCUCUUGUCGCUGGGAGGAGAACUCACACGGCCUUCUCUCUCUUUCGCGAUGUUGCCUCCAUCGCGCCGGAGGUAGGGCCUGAAGCUUGCAAUUCGCUUCUGGCCGCGCUGGCUUCUGAUGGGAAUGUGAAGAGUGCCCGCAAUGUGUUCGAUGAAAUGCUUAAAAGAGGUGUUCGUCUCAGUACUAUUGGUUUUGGGGUUUUUGUGUGGAGGAUUUGCGGAAAGAUGGAACUGGUUGAGAUUCUGGGUUUGAUUGAUGAUGUAAAAAAGGUUGAUUUUUCGGGGGUUAAUGGCUCGGUUGUUGCGCUGUUGGUGGUUCAUGGUUUGUGCACUGAGCUUCGGGCGAAUGAUGCGAUGUUUGCAUUGGAGGAGUUGAGGAAAAGAGAAUGUAAGCCUGACUUUAUGGCGUAUAGAGUUGUGGCUGAGACGUUGCGCCAGAUGGGAUGCGUGGUUGAUGUGAACAUGGUUUUGAAGAGGAAACGUAAGUUAGGGGUGGCACCAAGGGCCAGCGAUUAUCGGGAGCUUAUUCUUCAGUUUGUUACAGAGAGACACUUGUGUGAAGCAAAGGACUUGGGCGAUGUGAUUGUGAGUGGGGAUUUUCCGAUUGACGGUGAUGUUCUGAAUGUCUUGAUAGGAUCUGUUUCGUCUUCUAAUCCCGCAUGUGCAAUCUCAUUUUUAAGGUUCAUGCUCGAGAAAGAAAGAUCACCAACUCUGCUGACAGUGAUCAACUUGUGUGAAAACCUUUGUAAGCAUGGAAAAGGAGAAGAGUUGGUUGUAGUAUUCCAGCUCUUGUCCAUGAAGGAGUACUUUAGGAACUUGGAUAGUUACAACGUGAUGGUUUCCUACCUUUGUAAAGUGGGAAGAGUUAAAGAAGCUUAUCAGCUGCUUCAAGAGAUGAAGAAAAAAGGUUUAGGACCCGACGUGUCAUCUUAUAAUUAUCUUCUUGAAGCUUGCUGCAGGGAGGAUCUUGUGCGCCCUGCAAAACGGUUGUGGGAUGAGAUGUUUGCAAUUGGUUGUUGUGGUAAUUUGGAAAGUUUCAAUAUCCUUAUCAACAAAUUUUGUGAAGUAGAUCAGGUCGAAGAUGCUUACCACCUGUUUAACCAGAUGACCAUGAACGGAUUGGAACCCAAUGAGUCAACAUACAAAUCCCUCCUUCAGAGCAUCUGCCGGGCGAAAAAUGUUGAGUUAGCCUUUGAAAUAUUCAACAAGGCCAUUGAACAGGACGAAGGACUUGCCAAGGCCUUACUAAAUACAUUUGUUCUUUGCCUCUGCAAAGAAGGGUUUCUCCUUCCGGUUUCUCAAUUGUUGCGUGAACUCACUUGUCGCAUAGGAUGUGUAGAAUCUCAUUUGACUUUUUUGAGAUACUUAGCUGAUGCUGGACAGCAUUCCUUGGCCUGCAAGCACUUACAAUGGAUUGCAGAUGAAUCACCUGAAAUGCUACAUACUAUUCCCCCCGAAUUUGCUACAUCACUCUCAUCUUCGUGACUCAGAUUAUCAACAGUAAUUGCAUUACGAGCAGUUAAGCUGAUGGUUCUAUAAUCACUGUCAUGUAGCCAAAACUAGGGUUAUCUAUAUCACAACAAACCACAGUGACAGCCUAUAAGUUUUGAAUUGUGAAAUUUGUAAUAUAUGUUUCAUGAAAUGAUUUCUUUUAUCAUUCACCUCUGUCAAAAUAUUAUCAGCGUACACUACUAGACUUGUUCAAGGGAUUAUACACAAAAAGGCCAGUUUUUGGUUUUGGAUUUGUGGUGUUGCAUCGAAACAUCCUAUUUACACUCUUUUGAACAAGAGACUAAUUUGUAAUUUUUGGUGCUAUGACCUAUAUCCUCUUGAUUACUUCUUUGAAGGGAGUUUAAAUGUGAUCAUGGGGGAUUUAAGGGUGAGCUCUAGCCCACUGCAGCCCUCCAAGAAAACUGGCAUUCUACCGGCAGGCUAUGAUUGAUGUAGCAAAUGGAUAACUCAUGCUGUGAAUGAUGAGGGCCACACUGUCCAUUUAUCAAUCUAUAUCAUUCCAUGAAGAUGAAGGCUCCAAGAAUUAUGAUGAAGGUAUGGUUUUUGCAUGGGGGCUCCUCCAAUGCUACACUUGGAAGGAACUGCUGGAGUCUCGUUGCGUCGAUAAUGGUCGUAUUGGACUUUUCAGAGUACUGCGUUUAAGAGGAUGCAUCACAAAUUGUAUACUAUAAUCUUAGUCCACCUUGUUUGUGCUUAACAAUGUAGUGAAAAAAUGGACAUGUUAGUUUGGAUAAUCAAGAACAAUGUGAGAUCUUGAUGUAAGAAACGCAGGAAAGAAAUACUUCCUCCACUCCUAAUUAAGUAUCCUCUUCAGCAAAA
Salvia splendens (bonfire salvia) is the source of this 2804-nucleotide messenger RNA. RefSeq names its product pentatricopeptide repeat-containing protein At5g14080. The record is from RefSeq and is a predicted model, not a curated record. Bases 120 to 1958 code for a protein of 612 amino acids. Gene Ontology annotation, molecular function: protein binding. The transcript has 3 exons. NCBI's taxonomy places the organism in Eukaryota, Viridiplantae, Streptophyta, Magnoliopsida, Lamiales, Lamiaceae.